AUGAAAGACAUCAGCGUUGAUGUUUCUAACGAUGACUCCGAUGUUGAAUCAGACGAAGAAAAAUCUGGCAGCUCUGAUACUGGAGACGAUGAAGAGGAGGAGGAAAAUGAAGUCAGCGAUCAAGAACACGAACAGGAGGAAGAAGCCUCGAAAGCCAAGAAAACUAAGCAACCCUCAGAUGUCAAAGAAGGCAAGACUUUAUUCAUCCGGAACAUAUCGUUUGACACUAGCGAGGAAUCACUUUACGAAUUGUUUGAACAAUUUGGAGAGGUAGACUAUUGUAAGAUGGUUGAGGACAAAAGGACCGGUCACAGCCGUGGAAUGGCGUUUGUGAAGUUUAAAACGGUUGAAGGCGCCGAAAAGUGUCUUGUGGAAGCAGACAAAGAUGGAACCGGCAUUUCCUUGGACAAUUUUAAACUGAAUGUGACGAAAGCAGUAACGCGUGGAAAGGCGGCAGAACUAGCAAAGGAAAAGAAGCUGGACGGAACCAAGGAUACAAGGGACAAACGUAAUUUAUACCUGGCUAAAGAAGGUUUAAUUACACCAGGCUCAGAAGCUGCUCAGGGCUUGUCCAAAGCUGAUUUAGUGAAGAGACAGAAAGCUGAAGCAGAGAAGAAAGCAAAGCUAGAAAAUCCAAAUAAUUUCGUCUCAACAACCCGGCUUUGUGUUCGAAACCUGCCUCUAAAUGUAGACGACAAGAAAUUGCAAGAGAUCUUCGGCACCGCCACAGGAAAGAGGAUGCGCGUGAAGAAAGUGCUGAUUAUCCGGAGUAAAGAUAGGUUAGACAGCACAGGCCGUGGACGUUCCAUGGGAUACGGAUUCAUAGAAUUCACCAAUCACAAAGACGCUCUUGCCGUCCUGAGAGUCACCAAUAACAAUCCCGCCAUAUUUGGACCGGAUCGUUGACCAAUUGUGGAUUUCUCGAUAGAAAAUAGCCUCGUCCUCAAGGCGAAGCAGCGUCAUGUAGAGAAGGCUCAGCACAAGCAGCAGCAGAGCGUCGACGAGCAUGCGCGCGAUGAACAACCCAAGACAAAUAAGGAGAGAAGGCUGGAGCGAAAUCAGAAGCGAAGAGAAAAACGAGUGAGAAAGAGAGAAGCGAGGAAGAAACGAAAAUUGGAAGAGGGCAAGGACAGCGAAGGCGACAAAAUAGCGCAGGAAAGAAACAAAGUUAUUAAGGCAGUGAACAGUUCAAACUUAUCCUCAUCGAAAGCAAAGAAAUUUGAAAAUUUGUCCAGAAUGGACGUUACACAAUCUGAGUCGAAGCGAGGUAAAAAGAAUGUUGGAAGAAAUAAACAAUCUUCUUUGGUUCUUAGAAACAAUUCUCGUACCAAAGUCACAUCAGGUACCGCCCCAAAUGUUAGUCCCUACCUUAAAAUGGUAAAUAGAGCUUCAAAAGAAAGACAAGACAGUGAAUUUAAAGUGAGCAGAACCUCCGAUGCCCCAAAUAGAAAGAGGAAAGGCGCCCGGAAACGACAACAGGAGCAGAAUGACGAGUCGAAGUUCUCUCAGAUGGUGUCUAAGUACAAGAACAAACUGUUUGGAAUGGAUAAUAAUGAAUCAUCCUUAAAACGCACGCGUUGGUUUCAGUAAUCUACCGAAGCUAAAUGGAUAAAUCUUCCUUGGAUGAGCAAGACAUGUAGUUCAGUGUUGCUUAAACCUUCUGUUGUCCAAAUAGGGAAAGGAAAGGACCUUUAAUAAAAAAGAGAGAGCAGCCGAACAAAACAUAGUUUACUAAAAUUUUGUCCAAGUGCAAGAACAAAUUAUUUGGAAUGGACAACGAUAAAUCAUCUACAGAACGUAAGCGUUGGUUUCAGUAAUGCGCGAGAACUCGGGCUAAAAUGAGAGUUUUUCCGCCACAUGGGCCUUAACCGAAAGUGAUCUUUCGCAAGGCGUAUGUGUCUCUUCUUGUUCACGCGAUGCUUGGUAAAGCUUUUUAUGAAUUUUUGUGUUCUCGUAUUUCAACAAAUAAGUAAACAGAACCAAAAGCAAAUCAAUUAAUUCGAUGUACUUCCCAAAACCUUCCUGCUGCUCCGCGUUUUGUAAAUAAAAGUGGUUUGCUUAAACGCUCCGUUUUUGAUAAGAACAAAAACAAAUGAAAAACGUGAGCGAGAAGUGUGGUGGAAAAGUCGAGUGGAAAGCAGAAUCAGGCAAAGUAGGAGUUCGCCGAACGAGCGUUAAUUGGUGAUCAAUCCAUCUUCGUAACAGUAGCAGCAAGAACUAAAGUUAAAUAGUUUACAGUGGUUUGUCUAACAUGAACUGAAUGCAUGCUGACCAAGCGAACGGUAAUAAUAGUGAUUGCACAAGAAUACCUCGAAAAAUCGGAAAAACUAAUAAACGAAGACAGGUAUGAAGUAAACAGUCCAAUUACAAUUGAGAUUUUGAACCUUUCAGUGACGUGGGUUAGUCACCAAACACAGCGUUGUUACUGAAAGCUCCAUUCUCGAAUAAUUUCAACGUGCAACUUUUUUUCAUGGUUAAUAAAAGUUAUUCAUAUCUUC
This is a messenger RNA of Pocillopora verrucosa, 2498 nucleotides long. RefSeq names its product RNA-binding protein 28-like. Gene Ontology annotation, cellular component: nucleolus. The record is from RefSeq and is a predicted model, not a curated record. Gene Ontology annotation, molecular function: mRNA binding. Lineage: Eukaryota; Metazoa; Cnidaria; Anthozoa; Scleractinia; Pocilloporidae.